Messenger RNA from Oxyura jamaicensis (ruddy duck), 4374 nucleotides. It is a transcript of the gene GAN, whose product is annotated as gigaxonin. The record is from RefSeq and is a predicted model, not a curated record. Gene Ontology annotation, biological process: cytoskeleton organization. The transcript has 11 exons. Lineage: Eukaryota; Metazoa; Chordata; Aves; Anseriformes; Anatidae. Gene Ontology annotation, molecular function: protein binding. Bases 107 to 1900 code for a protein of 597 amino acids.
GGGAGAUGAUGUCAGGGCGGGCGGGCCGCCAUGGUGCCCGGGCGCUGAGGGAGGCGGCACGGCCCGGCCCGGCUCGGCUCGGCACGGCUCGACCCGACCCGGCACCAUGUCGGGGCCGAGCGCCGUGUCGGAUCCCCAGCACCCUGCUCGGUUACUGCGGGCCCUCAGCUCGUUCCGCGAGGAGAGCCGCUUCUGCGACGCGCACCUGGUGCUGGAGGGCGAGGAGAUCCCGGUGCAGAAGAACAUCCUGGCGGCCGCCAGCCCCUACAUCAGAACAAAGUUGAAUUACAAUCCUCCUAAGGACGAUGGCUCAACGUAUAAGAUUGAACUUGAAGGGAUUUCUGUUGAUAUCAUGAAAGAGAUACUAGAUUACAUCUUCAGCGGCCAGAUCAGGCUAAAUGAAGAAACAAUCCAAGAUGUGGUACAGGCAGCUGAUCUCCUGUUGCUUACAGACUUAAAAACUCUCUGCUGUGAGUUUUUAGAAGGUUGCAUAGCUGCUGAGAACUGUAUUGGUAUUCGGGACUUUGCACUGCACUACUGUUUGCAUCAUGUUCACUACCUUGCCUCAGAGUAUCUGGAAACUCAUUUCCGAGAUGUCAGCAGCACAGAGGAAUUCUUGGAACUGACUCCUCAAAAACUGAAAGAAGUACUGUCGAUGGAAAAGCUCAAUGUUGGAAAUGAAAGAUACGUCUUCGAAGCGGUUAUUAGGUGGAUUUCUCAUGAUUCAGAAUCAAGAAAGGUUCACAUGAAGGAUGUCAUGUCAGCAGUGUGGGUGUCAGGCCUGGAUGCAGCAUACUUACGGGAGCAGAUGAUGAGCGAACCGCUGGUACGGGAGAUUGUCAAAGAAUGCAACAAUAUUCCGCUCACGCCACCGCAGCAGGGAGAGGCGAUGCUGGCCUCCUUCAAGCCCCGGGGCUACUCAGAGUGUAUUGUGACUGUCGGUGGGGAAGAAAGAGUAUCACGGAAACCAACCUCAGUGAUGCGGUGCAUGUGUCCUCUUUAUGACCCCAAUAGGCAGCUCUGGAUUGAACUUGCUCCUAUGAGUAUUCCAAGGAUCAAUCAUGGAGUAUUAUCAGCAGAAGGAUUUUUAUUUGUGCUUGGUGGUCAAGAUGAAAACAAGGGAACGCUAAGCUCUGGCGAGAAAUAUGAUCCAGAUACCAAUUCAUGGAGUUCCUUGCCACCGAUGAAUGAGGCACGACAUAAUUUUGGUGUGGUGGAGAUUGAUGGAAUUCUGUAUAUUCUGGGAGGCGAGGAUGGUGAAAGGGAGCUAAUCUCUAUGGAGAGCUACGAUAUUUAUAGCCGUACCUGGACCAAGCAGCCAGACUUGACUAUGGUUAGAAAGAUUGGCUGCUAUGCAGCUAUGAAGAAGAAAAUCUAUGCAAUGGGUGGAGGCUCCUAUGGAAAGCUCUUUGAAUCUGUUGAAUGUUAUGACCCUAGGACUCAGCAGUGGACAGCAAUCUGUCCUUUGAAAGAGAGAAGAUUUGGGGCAGUGGCCUGUGGAGUUGCCUCUGAGCUUUAUGUAUUUGGCGGGGUCAGGAGUCGCGAUGACAGUCAAGCUAGCGAGAUGGUGACGUGCAAAUCUGAAUUUUAUCAUGACGAGUUUAAAAGGUGGAUUUAUCUAAAUGACCAGAACCUAUGUAUCCCAACUAGUUCUUCUUUCGUGUAUGGAGCUGUGCCCAUUGGAGCCAGCAUUUACGUGAUUGGAGAUCUCGAUACAGGUACAAAUUAUGACUAUGUUAGAGAAUUUAAAAGAAGCACGGGAACCUGGCAGCGCACGAAGCCCCUAUUUCCAUCGGACCUUCGCCGUACUGGCUGUGCAGCUUUGCGGAUUGCAAACUGCAAGCUCUUCCGCCUGCAGCUUCAACAGGGAUUGUUCCGCAUUCGUGUACCUUCUCCGUGAUCAGUAUGCUGGCAGUGGAGGAGACUGGAAGAAUUCUGCGCAGUCCACCAUAAUAUAGCUCUAUAUAAAGGAAAAGCUGAGAAAUUACAACUGAAACUUACACUGUAUGCUGUGCUUUGGUAUGGUAACUGUUUUUGUUUUAAAUGCUUAAAAAGCUUGAGUCUCAGUUCUUGUUUCGGGGACAAAUAACUUACGUAUACAUUAAAAAGAAGAGGGGGGAAAAAACGGGAAUCAAGGAAACACCUUCAGUCGUAACCGUUUGGACUUUAAAGCGUGUUAUUGAAGGAGGUUUGCUGUGUCUGGAACUGGUGGGAAUAGGUAUUCCUUUGGCAAAGGUUAUUGAAAAGCGAAAAAGAUUUAAGGUGUGUUUCCCCUGAGGGGAACUGAUAAGAAUAAAUGUGCUAUCUCGGACUGGAUAGCUAUAAUACGCAGAAGCUAUAUGAAAACCAACCUCCCUGGUAUACUGCAAAGACUGUUGUUUGACUGUAAUGCCGCCGGAGACGUUGGUUGUUGCACCUUUUACUUCUAGUCCUUCCUCAAAAGUUAAGGUCUGUGCCUAAAAAUGGUGGAGGUGUGUACAUACGUUUUUCAUUCAUUUGCAAUGUUUUCAUUCCUAAAAAUAUUUUUAAUAUAUUUAAAAUGGACUAAUCUAAAACGGAUACAGUAUACUACAGAGAAGUAAACUGUUUUUUCUACGCUGUCAUUUGAAUAGCCUGGUGAACUGGUGUACAGAUGGGCGGCGUGUGUUCCUGCAUGGAUUUUAGAGGCUGUUUUCUUGAAGUAAAGGGAAGUGGCAUUUGGAACGGUUCAUGACAAUUGCUGCUCUUGGUAAAAGACAACAAAACUUGAGAAAUUAACGAAAAUAGGUGAUGUUCCUUUUUACUUCAGAUCACGUGAAAACUAGGAGAAUGUUUUGUAAGAUUGAGGAUUAUAGAAAGAUGCAUUUUAUCUGUGUUGGAACAAAGGUAAAAUUUGACAAGGAUAUAUUUGUUUCACAGAAAAGAAGAUUUUUUUGGACUAUCAGUUAAGGAAAAUCAGUACAGCUAUUUUACAUUGGGAUCAAAAGUUGGUUUACUAAUAAUUUCCAUGCUAGGGUACAGUCUCGUUUCCUGCUGUUUGACUUUGAAAGCUGGAUUUUAUGGUGUGGUUAUAGUGAAGAAUUUGGUAUCUUGCAUUUUAUUUCUUACUAAGUCUUGUUCACAUUGGUAGUGAUAUUUAACUGACUUUUGUUCGUAGUAAAAAUCGGCUGGUAGAACACUUUACCUCACUUUUUAAUGUCACUGUUGUUUGUGAUGGGUGGGAUGUGAUCUAUAUUUAUUUAAAAGGAAUAAAGCGAGAGAGGUGGAAAUAGAAAUGAGGCUUCCUGCCCUUCAGAAAAAGUUUUUGUAUAACCAGUAUUAUAACUACGUAAAAUACUUUCCGCUCUGCAAUUUUGUGGACCUCAGACAAGCCAAUCUCUGCCCUCAGUUGUGUUAGUGUAAAGCUGUGUCAUUUUUAUUGAAUCAUCUUAGGUCUGCUGAAGUACAACCCCAGACUAGUACGAUAGUUAUAUUUAACUAAAUGUUCCUUGAAGAGACAUUCUGAAACUUACUUCUGCUCAGUCCUUCCACAGUGCUGAUGUGUAGCUGGAAUUACUCUGAUUCUGAGAGAAGGGGUGAAAAUAAAUCAACAAGAGGGCAGCAGUCAAUCCCUUGACAAUUAUUUAUUUUUUUUUAAUUUUUUUACAAUGCUGAAGUGCUGCAAAACUUGAACUACAUACAUCAAUUUUCUGACCUAUAUUAGUUGGCGUAUUAAAACGUUUAUAUAUUUAUGCAUUGCAGUAAACUUGGUGUGUGUAUAUAUAUAUAUAUGUCUUUAGAUUUUAAAUUUAUAUGAAUGCUUUACUACAGAAAUGUGAACCACUAUUUCCAUCGUCAGCUGUCUUGUGAAAUAAAUCAAGUGCUGUUAGCUUAUCUGUAAAACUUCCCUUUUCCAAAAAUUCUACGUUAAUUUGUCCUUAGAAAAAGUGCCGAGAUCCUAUAUCCAGAAGUGAUGAGACUGAAUGUUUCUAAGCAUCUGUUUCGCUUUUGAACUUAGUUUUCUAAGUGGCUUAGAAAACUCUCAGAAAUGUUAUUUAGACUAGUGCAGGCUGCUAUCUCUUGAGUCCCUAGCUCCCUAGUUCACUUGUGGGCAUUUAGUGUCCAGAAAACCUAAGUAAUAAAUGCACAUAAUAAAUCCAAAUCAUAUAUACAUCCACAGUGUUUUGCAGUUAAAGUUAUGAACAAAAUGUUUACACUUACAGUAGGAUUACAGUAGGUUUUUUUUUUUUUUUUUUUUAAGUGUAAAUAAAGCAAGCAAUUCUGCUGGUAACCAGAAUGUGUUGCAAGUGCACUCAGUUACUCAGCUAGAUUUGACCAAGAAGCUCAAGUCCCCUCACCUGAAACAAUUACAAACUUAAUUUCUUGGCACGUUGCUUUCUCUGUGGUUGGAGGUCA